Bactrocera latifrons is the source of this 1974-nucleotide messenger RNA. RefSeq lists its product as uncharacterized. The record is from RefSeq and is a predicted model, not a curated record. Lineage: Eukaryota; Metazoa; Arthropoda; Insecta; Diptera; Tephritidae. The transcript has 4 exons. The coding region runs from base 178 to 1206 and encodes 342 amino acids.
CUCGCACACUCUUUCGUCGUUUCAAGUAUACAGAUAUUACUGAAACGCAGUUACAAGUUCCUUUUUGGGCAGUGCGGCCGUACAACUUAUUUUUUACUGCCAUUACUUUUUCUGAAAAGACAAAGGCAAAUCUAAAAUUAUAUUCAAAUAAAGGCAUAAAGCGUUAGGAGAUCGAAAAUGUUUGGUUUCUGCGUUGGCAUUUGCAAAUAUGAGGCACCCCCACCCGAUACCAUACUAUCGAUGCCACCACCACCCUUACCGUCAUUUCUGUUGCCGAAUAUUGCCACUGCAGCAGCGCUUGUGGCAACUAACGACACCAAUCCAUGCUAUGCGCCCUCAUUGUGUAACCCCCAUCCAAAUCCCAACGAAGGCGAGGGCAUUGAAUUCGUCGAAUUAACUGGCACCGAUUCGAAAGUAUUGGAGAACACUUGGGUUUUAGGUCUCAUAUCGUGUUCGGUCGGUGUAAUUAUUUUAGGUGGACUCUUCGCGUUCAUUGUGUUAAAGUGCAGAAAAACGCUGUUCUCCAGCUGUAAUCUUUCUUAUCACGAUUCGAAUAUUAAACAAAGUGGCAUGAAAUCGUUGGGGGAAUCUUCAAAUAAAGCAAAGCCCUUUACGGCUGGUGGCAUCCUGUAUCCCGUUACUACGACCAAUAAUCGUGACACUUUGCAAUCGCAAUUGGCCAAUGACAGUCGCCUGCUUUGGGCCACAUUAACUCCGCAUGGCACUAGGCACUUCAUUUCGGACUAUCCAGUGGGUAAUGGUAAUGGAACUGUUGUGCAAGAUGGCCACUAUGAGAUUGUAGACUAUCGCUCUAAAGUGCAGAAUCCCACAUAUCGUGAAUAUACAAAACGUGUGCCGAUAAAGUCCUUCGACAACAGUGGCUUUGUCGACUAUGACUACGAAGAUCCGACACCACUUAUGGACUCCUAUCAUGACGACUUGGACUCUGGCUAUCAGGAACCACAGGAAGUACUACACACCCUACAACGUGUCUCACCACGCCCCGUAGUGUCAUCACCCACACGUAUUGAUAAUCCGAAUAUGGCACCGCUCAACUACUAUCCAUCCCACCGUUCCACUCAUCACCUAAACACCAAUACACUACAAUCGAAUCACUCAGCUGCCACUUUAAAUCGCAAAGCAACAAUGACACGUCGCAUAAGUGAUGCUUCAAUCUAUGGACCAGCUGCCGGCGCAGCACAGUGAAGUGGUAAGAGUGAAAUUACACAAGUUGUGUAGUGAAACGCACUCCAGUAUAGCUGGUAUAGUGUGGAAAAAAUGUUGAAAUUAUAAAAUCGUGGCUUCUGUUAAUAAAAGCAAAAAAGUCCAUGAAGGAAAUGUUAAAUUUGUAUCGUCAUAUAACAACACAUACAUACAACGAAGCGCGAAUUUGAAUUGGAGUUUGAAAAUUGGGCACUAAGCUACUACAUUGAGACAAAAUAGUGUUUGGUGUAUGAAAUAUAUUAUCAAAUGGUGUUUUUUAUAAAAAAUCAAACCAAAAUAAUUGACAUUAAAGCAAAUCAAAACCACAAAGCAUUUCGAUAUCAUUAAUAUGAUAUUUUCGUACUUAUGUAGUGUAUUAGAUAAGCAGUUAUUAUUAUAUUCCGCAUAUGUAUACACUAAAUAUAUCAUAUGGAAGCAAUAUUGUCGUGAAAAUCUACUAAACUUGCAUUACUCAUUGUAAAAUUGCAUUAAAAAAAAACUGAAAAAACUGCACUUCAGCAGGCAAAUCAGCAACCGCAAUACUAGAAUUGAAUUAUAAAAUACGCUAUUUUAUGGAAAAAAUAUAUUAUUGUAAUAAAAAAAGCUUACGCUUUAAAAUACCAGUUACGAACCAUAAGUAAAUAAAUAAUUAUAUUUUAAAAAUAGCUAAGCAAAUUCAUAAUGUAGCAAUGCUCUAUAUUUAAACAAUAUAGUAAAAUCAAAAUAUCACUGCAAUAGAACAUAAAUAUAAAUCGUGCAAUCGUUCAGUUU